Papilio polytes (common Mormon) is the source of this 2587-nucleotide messenger RNA. RefSeq names its product histone acetyltransferase KAT7-like (gene chm). Gene Ontology annotation, biological process: regulation of DNA-templated transcription. Lineage: Eukaryota; Metazoa; Arthropoda; Insecta; Lepidoptera; Papilionidae. The transcript is spliced from 12 exons. Gene Ontology annotation, molecular function: zinc ion binding; histone acetyltransferase activity. The coding region runs from base 152 to 2587 and encodes 811 amino acids. The record is from RefSeq and is a predicted model, not a curated record. Gene Ontology annotation, cellular component: nucleus.
UUUGUUGGCAUUUGGGUCAGUGGACGCCGUUUAUGUAUUUAUUUUUGUAUAAAUCCAGUUAUUGAAAAACAAAACAUAAAAUUUACUCGGUGGGAUACGAGAAUAAGUUUAAACCAUAAUUAUACCCAACUUCAGUACACACUAAUAUAAAAUGACGAACCUUGAUAUUAGCAACAGUAGUACGGAUAGUAGCUCUGGGUCCACAUCGGAUUCCAGUAGCAGCGGGAGCUCUUCAACCACCUCGGGAUCAGGUUCUAGCAGUUCUGACUCUGACUCCUCAACCUCUGAGACACCAGCAGCAACUGCAGCCACAGUACCACCUAAAUCACCCACAAAACCGGCAGAAGAGGCUAAAAAGAAAGAAGAACAAAAACCAAGACGGGCAUCUAAAACAAAAACAUCAUCUAGUGAGGAAGAAGCACCCAAAGCAGCAAGUCCAAAAUGCCCACCGAGACGUAGAGCUUCAGCCAAACCCAAGGCAGCAGCAGCAGUCCUUGCUAAAGCAAAACCAGCCCCUCGUACAACAAUAGGUGCAAAAGCGAAAGCCAUUUCGAAAACUAUACCCAAAUCCCAAACAAAAUCUGAUAAUUUGAAAAAGAAAAGCAUAUUUUCCCCUGACAACAGUUCUGAAUCCGAAACUGAAAGCAAAAACAAACCAAAACAGAGUGCAAAAGAGUCUCCAAUUAAUAAGAAAGUGACAAGAAAAUCGAGUGAUGAAACACCAGCCACACAACCUGUGAUCCCAGAAGAUAAUACCGUUAAAGAGAAUGCUAAACGCAGAAGUAGUAGGAACAGUGGUCCACCGGCAAAGAAAGCAGUAGAAGAUAAAAGCGCAUCUUCUUGCUCAUCCAGUCAGUCAUCGGUUGAAUCAGUGUCUUCAGAGAGUGAUAGUGAACCAACAUCCAAGAAAGACAAUGGAAAAACUAUUAAAACAAAACCAGCGACAGUAACAAGUAAGCAAGUGGAUGUAGCUACAAAGGGCAGUGAGGCGGGAGAGUCUGCAGCUCUUGGGGCGGUGCCACGCAAGCUGACCAGGUCGUUCUCAGCUCGCGCCAGCAGACUGGCAACUGCUGCCAGACCAGUUCAUACUGACACCGACUCGGAUGUUGACGACAAGAAUGAUAAGCAUAGAGAUCUAAAGAAGAACCUAAAAGGUCGUCCUCCUGCCAUCCCGCGCUCCCCCGUGGUGGCGGACACGGCGCCCGUCAUGCCUUCAGAGCGUUGCUGUCCUGUUAGGGGCUGCGAUUCAACCGGACAUUUAGGCGGCAAAGCGCGCCGCCACUUCACGUGGGACGCGUGCCCCGUGUACCACAACGUGACGGCGGCGUGGUGCGUGGCGGCGGGCGAGGAGCGCGCGGCCGCCGGCGCCGCCCGCCGCCGCGCGCUCGCCGCGCUGCACCAGCGCCCGCGCGCCAUGCCCACCAUCGACCAGCGCGCCUACCACCUCAAAGUUAAAGACUUGCGUUCCAAAUGGAAGGGCAGUCAGGAGUUGCGGGAGAAGCUGUCAGCGUCCAGUGAGGAGAUGUCGGAGGAGCGCGAGCUCGGAGAUCUACCUUCUGAUAAAGGCACCAGAUACGUAGUGAUGGGGAAGUACAUGAUGGAGGUGUGGUACCAGUCGCCGUACCCGGGGGACGCGGCGCGCGUACCACGGCUCUUUGUAUGCGAGUUCUGUUUGGGACAUCAUAAAUGCGCGGCCGGCGCGGCGCGGCAUCGCACCAAGUGCGUGUGGCGACAUCCGCCUGGAGACGAGGUAAACGUCGUACCAGGUCUUUGUGUACCAGUUGUAUCUCCGACACAAAAGGCGUCUUCGUUUUCCAUACCAAUAUAUACUAAUAAAGCCUUGGAGUUUUUGCCUUCCUUGAUGUCUCAAGGAAGCAAGAUUGCCAUGCACAAGCAGUACUGCCAACAACUCUGCUUACUCGCCAAGUUCUUCCUCGACCACAAGACGCUGUACUACGACGUGGAGCCCUUCCUCUUCUACGUUAUGACCUGCGCAGAUCACGAGGGUUGCCAUAUUGUGGGAUACUUCAGCAAGGAAAAGAAUUCGUUCCUGAACUACAAUGUGUCUUGUAUUCUAACCCUACCACCGUACCAGAGACAAGGCUACGGCAGGCUACUCAUAGACUUUAGUUAUCUACUAACAAAAGUGGAGGGCAAAGUGGGCUCCCCGGAGACCCCGUUGUCUGAUCUCGGUCUGAUAUCGUAUCGGUCGUACUGGAAAGAGGCCCUGCUGAAGAGACUGUGCUCGGCCUCGGGGCCCUCGCUCUGCAUCAGGGACCUCAGCAAGGACCUCGCGAUCGCAUCAUCGGAUAUCGUAUCCACGCUGCAGGAGCGAGGCCUUAUGAAGUAUUGGAAGGGAAAACAUAUUGUGCUGAAAAAACAGGUCAGUUUUUGUUAUUUAUUUCGUGUAUUUCAUGUUUUUGUUUUUGUCUUUGCAUGUACAAAUAUUAUGAUCUGUACAUGUACUCUUCACCAUUACGUUUUAGUAAUCUUUAUCAAUAACUUUUCGACUUUUUAUAAUCUAAGAAGCAAUUCUAGAGGUUAUAGUAUCCAUAUAAAUUUUAACUUCACGCGACUCGGUGCGUAG